AUGGCGAAUCCCCCAUACCAGCUGUCGCUGCAGACAUCAGAGCCGACGCCCCCUGCACAAGUCCCCACAUCAAGUCUUACGCCGCCCGUAACCCCAAUAGCAAAAGAGAGUCGCCAAAGUUCAUUCCAGGACAUUCAGCCGUCUCAAUCGCUCUCUGCUCCCAAACCCGAUGUCAGCACCCCACAAUACUUCACCAGCGACCUCGAAAUCAUACACAACGGGGACAAUCGCCCUAUCGAAUUCGGCCGCGGCGCAUGGAGCAUAGUAUACAAAGCGCGCUCAACAUCAAGCGCCAAACCCAGCACCAGCACCAACACCAGCAACCCAUCAACACCCCCAAGCUCCCCAGUCUCAACAGCCCGCAUUCUAGCCGUAAAGGCGCCCGUGCGGCACGAUGCCCGCCCAGUCCUGGAAGCCGAAGCCCUAACUCUAACCCGCCUCACCCUCACCGCGGGCCACGAAUCCUACAUCGUACCCUUCCACGGCAAACACACAGACCUAGGCGGCCUGGUUAUGACCGCCAUCCCGCUGGCUCUAUCAACCUACAUAGAAGACCAAGCCGACAUCGCUCGCUCCCGCCAACCAGCCACGCCGACAAUGUUCGACCCCGUCCAAGGUCCAGCCUCGUACAAAGAUCUAGCCCGCAAGCUAAUCUCAGGCUUGAACUGGUUGCACCAAGUAGCGGGGAUGGUGCACGGCGAUAUCAAGCCACAUAAUAUCCUCCUGCGCCCAGUCGACGCAAACGAGAGUACCAGCGCAUUCCCAUUCGAGCCCUUAUUCGCGGAUUUCUCGUCCGCCGUCGAAAUCCCCAAUGAUCCCGCUAUCCCUCUUGAUACAACGCGCGCAUCCAUGUCCGCGUUUACACCGCCGUUUACCGCACCUGAGAUGUUGGCUUCGUUGACCUCGGGUGAUAUUGCGCCGACGCCUGCGUCGGAUGUGUUUUCGCUUGCGGCUACGCUGCUUGCUGCUGCUACCGGCGAUUUGUUGUUAUAUCCCGGUACGAGUAACAUGCAGCGGCUUGCCAUGGCUAGGCAGGGGCAUCAGAUUGUUGAUCUUACGCGGUCUGGGUCGAGUGGGCAUCGUGUUCCUCGGAAUGGGUUUGUUGAGGGGCUUGUUAAGCCGGCCGUUGUUAAGGAUCCUGCUUCGCGGAUUUCGACGGUCGAUUGGGUUGAUCUUGCUUCUUCUUCUUCUUCUUGA
Penicillium canescens is the source of this 1197-nucleotide messenger RNA. RefSeq names its product protein kinase domain-containing protein. The transcript has a single exon. Lineage: Eukaryota; Fungi; Ascomycota; Eurotiomycetes; Eurotiales; Aspergillaceae. Bases 1 to 1197 code for a protein of 398 amino acids. Gene Ontology annotation, molecular function: protein kinase activity; ATP binding. Gene Ontology annotation, biological process: protein phosphorylation. The record is from RefSeq and is a predicted model, not a curated record.